This is a messenger RNA of Lingula anatina, 4086 nucleotides long. Its product is annotated as ras-specific guanine nucleotide-releasing factor RalGPS2. Lineage: Eukaryota; Metazoa; Brachiopoda; Lingulata; Lingulida; Lingulidae. Gene Ontology annotation, biological process: Ras protein signal transduction. Gene Ontology annotation, cellular component: plasma membrane. The record is from RefSeq and is a predicted model, not a curated record. Gene Ontology annotation, molecular function: guanyl-nucleotide exchange factor activity.
CUUUAUUGUUUUAUGAGAGUGACAUCUAGACACAUAACAAAAACUUGCUAUGAUGAUUGACAUGCAAAAAUGUCAAAUGACCAGGGUAGAUAACCACCGUGUGACAUUAUGACAGUUCAAGACAAUAGGAAUGGACAUGCAGUGAUUACCAUAGUCAGGAACGAGGGCAAAACAAAGUGAUUAUUGUCACCCUCUGACCACGUCAACCAGACCCGAGCGAGAUAAAAGAUAAUUUGUUUGUUAUUCCCACAAUCAUUGCGCCUACCUACGCUAGAUGGCAGGGGUGAUAUCAACGUACUGAAAAUGGAAGGAGUGCAUAGUAAAUUAGAUACCAGUGUUUGAAACACUUUCACAUUGCGGAGUUAUUGACAGGGACUGGACAGCACAUUGAGUUCUGUUGGAAUUCCAUUUGAUUAUUUGUCUACAUUUCAUUUAUUCAGACAGUUUACAAACUGGAUGAGAGCAUACUCUAUAUUCAUGUGUAUUCUAGGGUAUGACAGUCUGACGUCCCGCGGCAGUACUGAAUCCUUGGAACAUAAGCGGUGGAGCUACCCUGAUGGUCAGGGGCACGUGAGAACCAAAAGCUAUGAUGCCGUGGUUUUUGAUGUGCUGAAAGUGGCACCUGAAGAUUUUGCAAGCCAGAUAACUCUCAUGGACCUUCCUGUGUUCAAGUCUAUCCAACCUGAUGAAUUAACCACUUGUGCAUGGACCACCAAAGAAAAACUUUCAAAGGCUCCUAAUGUGGUAGCAUUUACAAGGAGAUUUAAUCAUGUUAACUUCUGGGUACAAAAGGAAAUUUUAUGUUGUAUGACACUUCAGAAGAGGGCUGAAGUUUUAGCACAUUACAUCAAAAUUGCAAAGAAAUUAUUAGAGUUAAAUAACCUCCAUGCUGUGAUGGCAGUCAUAUCAGCAUUACAAAGUGCUCCUAUAUUUAGGUUGUCCAAAACUUGGUCGAUGUUAUCAAAGAAGGAUAAGGCCAGCUAUGAAAAAAUUGCAGAUUUAUUUUCUGAAAAUAACAAUCGUCAACGGUUGCGUGACUAUAUGAGCAGUGUACGGCUUCCAUGUAUUCCAUAUCUCGGUUUAUAUUUAACAGACAUGAUCUAUAUAGACGUUGCUCACCCUCACUCUGGUGGUCUGGAGAGUCGGCCGCGGAGACUGCAGAUGAACAACAUACUGAGGGUCAUUUCAGAAUAUCAACAGUCUAGUUAUGCUAACUUGCCUGUGUUAGAACAUAUAAGAGGGUACCUCUUGUCUGUGAGGUACAUUGAAGAACUGCAGAAGUUUGUGGAGGAUGACAAUUACAAAUUAUCUCUAAAAGUUGAGCCGCCAGCCAGCAGUAGUAGCAGUAGCAGUACCAGUAAUAGUGGUGUGACCUUAUCAAGGUCACGGGAUGACCUAAGCAGUUUGCCACACCCCUCCUCCAGUGCAGAUCUGCUCGGUGCUCCAAAAGUAGUCCAAACCCCAGGAGGGUCCAAAUUUGUCCCAAGUCACAGAAAGUCCAGGAGUUUAGGGACCAAUUUUCUGUAUACAAGUCAGGGCCCUGACAAGACUCAAAGUCUUCCUACAAAAAUGACAGACCCAUACAUCAGAGGCCAGCGCCAUCUACUGGAUGAUAGCGUCUUGGAGGAGUCGCCGUCUGCCUCCAGUGAGGGUUCCUCCUGUUUAGGGAAGAAAGAUAGCGUGACAGGCUCAGACACGAGCAGUGAACAUGAGAUGUUUUGGCCUGUUAGAGACAGGGUAACUGAUGAGUUAUAUUCUGCAAGUUUCACGUGCCAAGGGUGCCUGAAAAGGAAAUCGGUGCUAAGGCAUGGGAGAAAACCUACAAUGUCUUCCUGGAAGGAGUACUGGGUAGCUCUGUGGGGGACAUCUCUGCUCUACUACCCAACUAAAACAAUACGGUCCCGGGCAGACAGAUCUGGGUUCAAGUCAGAUCCCAGUAAAAUGAUGUCCAUAGUAGGCUGGAUGGUUGUGAUGGGGGACGACCCCCUGCAUCCUGGAACUUUUACCCUCACAGAUCCUACCAAAGGAGAUGUGUAUAAAUUCCGUGCUAGUGAUUCGGACAAAGCAUUAGAAUGGUGCAGGCACCUGAAUAAUGCAGCUAAAAGUCACAUAGUUCAGCCCCCAGCCAAUUUAAUGUCCUUUGAAUAAGGAAGAUAAUUCAGACCAGCAGAGGGUGUUGAAAGCAAGAAAGGCCAGUGUCUCAACACAUCUUGUUUAUACUUGUGAUAUACCUAUGAACUUUGAAUGCAGGGACAGACCCUCUCCUAUUUGGGUUCCUAUUCACAGGUCUAAAUCUACAGUGGAAGGACUUCCAUAGAGAAGAUAUUCUAUGAAAAAAAACUAUGUGACUAGUGAUUUACUUAUGUGUGCCUUGUCAUCGUAUUCUGUGUGCUAUGUCAUCAUAUUUUGUGUACUUCAUCAUGGCACAGUAAAUGGAACAGUUUGUCAGCAUUAGGUGAGUGGAUACGGAGAGAAAGAAAAACUUGGAACACCCUCUCCUACCUUGCUGCCUUCCAUCUACUGGACUUAUUCACUCAUCAGAACUGCUGUCAUGUAUGUAACUGACGCCUACGCCUGCGGCAACUGUUCAUAAGCACUACCUUCAGAUAAAUAUGGAGGGCAUGUGACAUAUCAGUUACUUAUCCAUGAACAUGUGAGAGAUGAUGAAGUGGAAUAACAGUAUUUAAGGAUGGCAGUGUUGAUGUUUCAUUUCUUUAGCACUGGCUUACUAUAAUAAUAAGUUCUUCUUACUACAGACACUGAAAAUUUCUACCAGCAUUUCAUUGCCUCUGCUUUUAAUGGAUAAAAGAAUUAGUGUUAUUGCACUGGAGAAUUUUUUUUUAAAUCAACCAAUGGCAUAUUCUUUGGGACAGUAUGGGAUUUGUUAUUUUUGCAGUAUUGUUCAAAAUUUACUCUGACAACAAAAGUUUAUGUGCACCGUAAUUUCUUGAUAUUAUAUUUAUAUGAAUAUGGUAUUGUAAAAGGAAAUGGUUAGGAGAAAGAAACCUUAUGAUAAUUGAACUGUUGGCACUGUUUAUCCCUUCUUGGUGAUCUUAGUCAUCAACAAAGUUCACGGGUCCAGAAAAGGAAUUUCAUUCUUCCUAUGAAUCGUAACCACUAUCUCCUUCCAAAAAUUAAGUUUUCUUGAUUCAGUUAAUCAUUUGUUAGGUUAAGAUAGUGCUUUGUUUUCAGGGCUAUGUGAUUUCAGGUUGUCUGACAACUUAAAGUGGACUGAUUUACACAAGAUAGGAUGGCAGUUUUACAAACCUUCUGUUACAUCAACUGUUUGCAAUUGUCCAAACACAUAGAACUGUCACCAGUCCAUAAAGAAGCCUAGAUGUUAUUGCGCUGUCUGUGCUGCAUUAUUCAGCAGUCUGGCCAGUGGAUAUGUAAAAAGUGGGCAAAUUCUAGUGUUAAUUUGUAUCUUUAUCAUUAAAGAUAAAAACAUCCAUAGCCAGUGUGCACAUGGUAUAGGUUUAUGUAGUUCACAGUGCAAUUGUCAGUUUGGAACAUCAUGGGACAUCAUCCAUGGCCAUGUUUUAUUUAUUUAUUUAUUUGUUUGUUUAUUUAUAUUUAUUUGUUUAUUUACUAUUUUUAUGCAGGGCUCAAAUUGGGUACAGUAUAUAAAGAGGAAAUGAUCAGCUGAUGUCAAUUGACAUCUGUGAAAUUGUUUUCAGUGCUAGAGUUCGCCUCACAAAAGAAUUUAAGUUCAAAGUUGGUCUUUAACACUGAAAAAGUACCCUCAACUUUGAAUCAAAUACAGCAGUAGCAAGCCACAUGAAAUGAGGGUAUUACAUCUGUUGUACAAAUAAAAUAUGAAAUGAUCAAUAUUUUGGACAUAGUGUCUUUGUAUUAGUGAACUACUGCAGGUUUAUUAAGAAGUUGGCCAAUUUUUUUUAGUCUUUAAGUAGUUGAUGUGUACUAAGGAGGCCAAUAACUGGGAGCUGUUUUAGACAUGGAGUGCAUAGUGGUACAUUUUUUUUAGUUGGUUAGAUCUUUUUUUAAAGCAUGGUUCACCUAGGUAGUACAUAUUUGCUUCUAUUUGCCCUCAUCAAGUUUGUUUGUAUGUGUGUGUGUGAGAGAGAG